UACCUACCACAGGAGCACAAUCAGCACAGCAAUACAUACACCCUAAGGGGCCUACAGAGCGAUCAUGCCACGGACAGCCGCCACCGCUGCUGCUGCGCUGGUGGUUGCGGGAGGGUUCUUCGCCCAACUGCCUACGGGCGAUAGCCACGCAUACAUGAUGAUUCCGGUCUCGCGUCAGCUGUGGGGGACCACGGCCUUCCAAGAAGCCGGAUCGCCGAACAUAAACUACUGCCCACACUGUUUUCAGAGCCGUGGGGCAGCCGCUGUUCGUGCACGUGGCGGCGACCAGCCGUGGCCUCACUUCAACGGUGAUAGAGCGGCAAAUGGCAACUACAUCGAGAGCGAAGAGGUGGCUCAGAGGCACGGAAUCUGCGGCGAUCCUGAGCAGACUGCUGCCGAAGGCUCCAACUUAUACGGCCUCGAGAACAGCAAUUACCCCGUGCUCGAGACGUACGCCGAAGGGGGAAUCCUCGAGUUCAAGAUGGUCGUGUCGACCUACCACUGGGGCCAUGUCGAGAUGUUCCUCUGCGACGCCAACGACCUCCCCGGCGGUCCCGACAGCACCGUCACGCAGUCCUGCUUCAACGAGCACCCCCUGGAUCGCGUAGACGACGAUUACUUCAACAGCCCCAUCGACCCCAGCAACACCGGGCGCUUCAUCCUCGACCCCCCCUGCCGCGCCAGCGAAACCGACCAGGAACUGCUGGACGGCGCCUUCCCCGGCGACGUGGCCACCGCGAGAUUCAAGCUACCCGAAGGCGUCAGCUGCGAGCGUUGCGUAGUUCAGAUGGUUUACUACACCGGCAACUCGUGCAAGCAUCAAGGAUACGCAGAAUUCAACCCCGAUUCGUGGCCCAGCUCAUGCGCACCUACCAAGGCCGACUGGAUCAACGAGCUCGUCGGGUUUUGCGGCGACGGAGACGCCUACCCAGAGGAGUUCUGGAACUGCGCUGAUAUCUCGAUCACGUCCGAUGGAGACCCGGGUCCUAGUCCGACAACUGCCCCCACCCCCACCCCGACGGCCUCCGAAGAGACCGAACCGCCUGCGACCGACAUACCCACAGCAACGCCCUCAUACGCCCCGACUUCCGAGGGCGAAGAAGAGGAGGAGGGCACGGACGAGCCUACACCGACGCCCACUAUCGCAGAGGGAGAGGAGACCAAUGAACCUACCUCGGCUCCAACAACCGCCCAGGGAGAGGAAACCGAGGAGCCCACGUAUGCGCCCAUUUCCGGGGGGAACGGGGAGGAGGAGGACACGGACGAGCCUACACCGGCGCCCACCAUCGCCGAGGGAGAGGAGAUCAAUGAACCUACCUCGGCUCCAACAAACGCCCAGGGAGAGGAAACCGAGGAGCCCACUUAUGCGCCCAUUUCCGGGGGGAACGGGGAGGAGGAGGACACGGACGGGCCUACACCGGCGCCCACCAUCGCCGAGGGAGAGGAGACUAAUGAACCUACCUCAGUUCCAACAACCGCCCAGGGAGAGGAAACCGAGGAGCCCACGUAUUCGCCCACUUCCGAGGGCGAAGAAGAGGAGGACACGGACGGGCCUACGCCGGCGCCCACCAUCGCCGAAGGAGAGGAGACCAAUGAACCUACCUCGACUCCAACAGCCGCCCAGGGAGAGGAAACCGAGGGGCCCACGUAUGCGCCCACUUCCGAGGGAGAGGGUGAGGCGGAGGACACGCCGGCACCCACCACGGUUGAGGGAGAGCAGGAGGAGGAGGAGGGGGAGGAGCCCAACGGCGCCACACCGGCGCCCACCACCACAGAGGGAGAGGAGACUGGCCAGCUUACCUCGACUCCAACAACCGUCCAGGGAGAGGAAACCGACGCGCCCACGUAUGCUCCCACUUCCGAGGGAGACUGGGAGGAGGAGGGCACGUACGAGCCUACGCCGGCUCCCACCAUCGACGAGGGAGAGGAGGAGGAGGAGACUGACGAGCAUACACCGGCGCCCACUACCGUCGAGGGAGAGGAGACUCACCAGGUUGCGCCGGCUCCAACAACCGUUCAGGGAGAGGAAACCGACGCCCCCACGUAUGCGCCCACUUCAGAGGGGACGGGGCAGGAAGAGGAGGAGGACACGCACGAGCCUACGCCGGUGCCCACCAUCGUCGAGGGAGAGGAGACUCACCAGGUUGCGCCGGCUCCAACAACCGUUCAGGGAGAGGAAACCGACGCCCCCACGUAUGCGCCCACUUCAGAGGGGACCGGGCAGGAAGAGGAGGAGGACACGCACGAGCCUACGCCGGUGCCCACCAUCGUCGAGGGAGAGGAGGAGGAAGAGACUGGCGAGCCUACACCGGCACCCAGCACCGUCGAGGGAGAGGAGACUGACCAGCCUACGCCGGCUCCGACAAUAGUCCAGGGAGAGGAAACCAAUGAGCGGACGUAUUCUCCCACUUCCCAGGGGGAAGAGGAGGACACGGACGAGCCUACGCCGGCGCCCACGACGGUCGAUGGAGAGCAGGAGGAGGAAGAGGAGGAGGAGACCGAUGAGCCUACACCAGCGCCUACCACCGAGCUCGAGCCGGCCACAAUCAUGAACUCUCCCACCGAGCCGAUUGUGGCGACCUUCGCACCGUCGGUGCCCCCCCCUGUCUCGACCGACCCCGACUGCGAGGACCCUGUCGCGGGGUUCAACCAGUGCGGGGGACCGGGUUACGAGGGCUCUACCUGCUGCAGGACUGGCUACGACUGCGAGGAGAUGGCGGACUGCUACUUCGAGUGCCGCCCGCGUGGCGACCGCUGCUCCGAAAGCUGGGGGCAGUGCGGAGGAUUGGACUGGGAAGGCCCCGAGUGCUGCUGGCCCGGCGCUAGGUGCGCCGAGCGCAACGAGUGGUACCACCAGUGCAUUCCCGAGGAUGCCAUCUAUUGAUAAAGAGGUCUUCCUCCAUUCACCCAAGCACGUUUGGACGGCGGCUCGGUCGUGGGAUUCGCCAUCAAGACUACGAGGCUUGGUUGUUGUUAGUUUAGGUUGCUCUCAGCCAUACAUGUGCACGCGGUUUGGAUGGCAAUCGUUCGUCGUUUCUGGCAGACGCUACUCUUUCGUACAUGUCGCACCAUGUUGCUCAUCAAGGUGGCCGCGGUCUUUGGUGUUCGAUCGCUUUUUCCUCGGGAGACUUUCGCAGCUUCCCGGAGUUUCGUAGAGCGAAACGAGUACACUCCUCCUGUUGUCUACUUAUCGAGCUGUUGCAGUUGUUUUCUCGUGUAGGGGUAGGCUGCUGGCAAAUGUCUUCGAUUCGCUUUGCACCGUUGAGAUCGUCGGUGCUCGGGUACCAUCAUCUUCAGCAUUUCCUUCGUUUUUUUCUCCGAUUACGUCCGGCAACACCACAUCAUAACAGCUUUUUGACUUACUUCCGCAGCCUGAGUGGCGUCGCGAGGCAAACAACGAUACACCACCCCCCAUGAUCGUUUGUGCUUUUAGCUGUACUACACACUCCUCUCACGCAAGUUGAGCACACUGUCGUCUCGUCGGCGUAGAUGGUCGAUACCUGGCGGCGGUAGCUGUGCUUCCAUGUUUUGGGCUUGGAAUAAGGUGUUUCGUCGACGAUUUCAUGAGUGAGGGUGUUUUCUGCUUUUCAAUGCUUGGUGGUCUCGUGAGGCUGGGUCGUGAAGGAUGGCAUGGUGGUUCGUGCGUCAUGGCAGACUCGCACCUCUGAGCGCUUAGUGUUCGUUACUGUUGUGGGUAUUGGGUCCCAGGCACCGUAUAGCUGCUUGUCCAGGUUUGAUAUAUUUAGUGGGUGGACGCUAUCAUUGGCCUUGUCCAGAGUUUCUCGUCUUUGGGAUAUAUGAGUGGAGAAAACACACGUUCGUGAUCCCCGUUGGGCGUUCGAAAUUAUUUUGCCCAGAUCCGUUCAAGGUUGGUGGUGGAAAAUGACAGUGAAUGUACGUCGUCGCAAACCCGUUGGAAGAAAGCUAGCUUCACAUUUGUACUGCACGGACCGACGUAUAGCAAGGGUGUACUCGGUAACUCUUUUCUUUGGCGGACGCAUUUUCUGCGGAAAAGCCAUUUGGUGGCAAGCACUUUGGCGGUAGGCGGUGAUGGGUUUAUUGGUGGUCAAGACUUUGCCGGAGGCGAUAAAAUAAAUUGACGGCUGUAAAUGUUUGGGCGGAAACGCCACACCGUGGUAAUAUUUUCGCGGUACAGUUGGCGGCGUUUGCGUUUUUCGGCGGUGACGACUUUGGCGAAGGUCGUAAAACAUAAAUUCGGCGGUAAAACCGCGGUAAACCGUUGCCGCCCACCACGGCGGUAUUAAUGCCGAGGAGACGCUUGAUAUAUAUAUAGCCUAAGCCAGGUGCUUCUGCUGGAGAAUGCCCUCACGGGUUGUCGUGCGAUUCGUCGUCGAUUCACCCCUCCCUUGGGUGGACCCGCCAAAUUGGUUCUGCGGUUGUUUCCAAUUUCGUUCUGCUGGGACGUAAGAAUGGUCGUUAGUUGCUUUUUCCCCCGUCGGAGGACGGACGGGGUGGGGGUCCCUUUGCGCGUGCUUUCCAGCAUUCUCAAAUGUCAUGCGCAGGUGGUUCGGGUGUCUCGUUGAGCGUUCCUGGCAAGCACAAGGUAGGUUUUGCAUCCAUAACUGCAUUGUUUCACGUUGUUCCUGUCGACCAAUGUUUCAUGGUCCACAGAAGGUGAGAGCAUGUAGGAGGAGGGAUUGCCCCUCCCCGCCCCUAGUUGGGGUGGGUGCCCAGAAUGUGACAGAUGCAUGCGGGGACGAAAAAUUCGCGGUGAACAUGUGACGGGGUGCUUCUAGACUCACGUACGAAAAUACCAUAUGCAUGGUCUAUUCGAUGCGAAGAAGUGUGUGUUUCC
Ectocarpus sp. CCAP 1310/34 is the source of this 4816-nucleotide messenger RNA. NCBI's taxonomy places the organism in Eukaryota, Phaeophyceae, Ectocarpales, Ectocarpaceae. The record is from the annotation of a GenBank genome assembly.